AGGGGACGCUCAUACAGGCUCAUCGUCUUCAGUGCUAGUGAAGUUAGUCAUACACAGAAAAGGUACUAGUCUGCGGCGCAAACAAUCAUUCACCAGAUAUUUUGUUAAAGCUUAAUAAAACUAAUUCAGAUCACACAUUAAAACUACAUGGGGGUUUUAUAUUCUGUCACCGACCAAUUAUCUGUCAUUAAAUCCUCACCCAUCCCCAAUUUCUUUUUCAAAUAUAAAAAUUCAAAAUUUGGUCUCAAAAUUUCAACCAACUGUUUCCCGCGCGAACACUCUCCACUCGACCUAGCCACCGCCAUAAUUGAAAAAAGACGGGGCUAAAGUUUACCACGUGGAAACCACGUGGGUCUAUUUUAACCGUCCUAAACGUUACACGUCAGCCACGACCGCUCAUACUUAGCUGUAACCCAUCAUACUUACUGACCCGACCCGAUCCGGCUGUAACGGCUCGCUCCCCGCCCCUUCGAGUUCGAGUCUUUGAACCGUAUUCUUACAUUUAAAUUAUUUAUUAUUUAUAUAUUUACACUCAGUGAGCGUUGUUCUUCCAACUUCAGUAGCUCAAGCUUUUCAUAUAUAUAAAUUCCUUGAACGGAUCGGACCGUUGAAAAUGGAGGAGUACGAGAGAUCUGAUACGAAUACGAUGGAGGGAGAAGAUUGUACGACGCCGAAGCGGAGGGAGUGCCGUAUUCCGGAGACUUUCGUAUGUCCACCGCCGCCGAAGAAGAAAUCGAUGAGUGGAACCAAACGACAACCGCCUAAGAACGGGUAUUUUCAUCCACCGGAUCUCGAUUCUCUUUUCGUAAUUCCUUCUAGAGGCCAAGCCUGUGCUUAGUUAAUAGUAGUUAGCCUCCUUUUUUCAGUAGAAUUUGUUUCAAUUUCAGUUUUUAGAUUUUUGUUUUUCGUUGGUGAAUGUAAAUAUAUGAACUUCUAGUGUCGUUUAGAGUGUUCAAUAAUUAAUUCACCCCAUAACUGUUAAAAUUAUAUAUAAUUCUUUGUAUAAUUUUAUCGUUUGGUGUAUCUGCAUUUUGAAGCUAAAUAAUAAGUCUGAAACUUGAAUUUUCUUCGGGUCA
This is a messenger RNA of Cannabis sativa, 1076 nucleotides long. RefSeq names its product cyclin-dependent protein kinase inhibitor SMR4. Gene Ontology annotation, biological process: regulation of DNA endoreduplication. Lineage: Eukaryota; Viridiplantae; Streptophyta; Magnoliopsida; Rosales; Cannabaceae. The transcript has a single exon. The coding region runs from base 614 to 838 and encodes 74 amino acids. The record is from RefSeq and is a predicted model, not a curated record.